ACCAAAAAAAAAAAACACACAGAGACAUGAAGUUGAGAACAUUAGGAGGAAUCCUAAUUGUGCUUGUGGGAGUCAUCCAAAUAUUGUCUCCAACUUUGAUCAGAGCAACAGCGAUCGGAAGAGGUCCGGUCGGAGAAGAGAAAGUGACAUGCGAUAUUAAAGGUCUUGAGCCAUGCCUGCUUCCGUUAAUCAGUCAUAAGGAAAUUCCACCGACUCCACACUGUUGCGCAACGCUAACAGAACACCAGCCCUGUUACUGUGGCUACCUCAAAGACUAUUGGCUUGGUCCUGAGUUGAAAUCCCCUGAUGCUCACAAAGUUUUCGAUGCCUGUAAAAUUCCCUUUCCUACUUGUCCUUGACAAUUUAUAUUAACCUCAUCAUAAUCUAUAUAAAUGAAAAUAAAUUAUUCUUUUCUAAUGAA
Eutrema salsugineum is the source of this 421-nucleotide messenger RNA. RefSeq names its product non-specific lipid-transfer protein 2. NCBI's taxonomy places the organism in Eukaryota, Viridiplantae, Streptophyta, Magnoliopsida, Brassicales, Brassicaceae. The transcript has a single exon. Gene Ontology annotation, biological process: lipid transport. The record is from RefSeq and is a predicted model, not a curated record. The coding region runs from base 27 to 359 and encodes 110 amino acids.